AUGCCUUCCUUCAAACGAGCUCGUUCUAUGACAAGUCUCGCAGAGGAAAGCGAAGUUGUCGAUGUUCAGCAAGCCAGCUCGUCUAUGGCUCAAGACAGCCAGUCGACUAAGAGAGCGCGCCUUUCACUCACGACAGAGGGCCAUAUGGAAGCAACGCCCGAUCGCACCGUGGCGACUGGGUCUGAAGAUGAAUCCGAUAACGAAUCCGACUGUGGGGACGCACCGCCGCAGACCCAAUACGAGAUUAUGCGAGAUGCCGGAUUCAAGCAUCUGGAGCACCUCGAACUUGACGAUGAUCGAGCAACGCAGCAGCUUUUACGACGACCGCGCGCCUUGGGCGACAAUAUGGCCGCUGACAGCGGCAUUAUUGAAAGCAUUACAUGUUACAAUUUCAUGUGUCAUGAGCGGCUUCACGUCGAGCUUGGGCCUCUGAUCAACUUCAUAGUCGGAGAGAACGGUAGCGGGAAGAGUGCUGUUUUGACUGCUCUGACUCUAUGCCUUGGAGGGAAAGCCAGUGACACUAAUCGCGGUGGCAGCCUUAAGUCCUUUGUCAAAGAGGGCCGAGACCAAGGCAAGCUCGUGGUGCGCAUAAAAAAUGCCGGAUCGGACGCUUAUCAACCGUACAUAUACGGCCCAAGUAUCAUUGUCGAAAGGCAUUUUUCCAAGACUGGCAGCAGCGGUUUCAAAAUCAAAACGGCCGACGACAAAGUCAUCUCGACGAAGAAACAAGAAGUCGACGAAAUUUCCGAGUGGUUCGCACUUCAAAUGGGCAAUCCUCUCACCAUACUAUCUCAGGACAAUGCCCGGCAGUUCCUAAACGCGGCGACUCCAGCACAGAAAUACAAAUACUUCAUCUCUGGAGUGCAGCUUGAGCAGCUCGACAAUGAUUACCGAAUGUCCCAGGACACGUUGGAUAAAACCCUGAAUUUACGUGACGACAUCAACGAAAAGGUCGCGCUUGUAAAGAAGGAGAUGGAUCAUGCUCUUCGUCUGGCAGAGUCCGCGCAAAAGAAUCAGAGUCUCCGUGAAAAAGCAAGGCUUUACAGGUGCCAACUUAUCUGGUCGCAGGUUGUAGAGCAGGAGAUUGCUCUCGAACAACUUGAUGCCAAUAUUGUGACCAGAAACGCCCGCAUUGCCGAUGCUGAGAAUGAGUGCGCAAGGCUCGGCAUAGUCCUUCAAGAGGCCGAACAGAAGCUACAACAAUUCCAGUUGAUGAGAGACGACUUGAAUACAGAACGCGACGCUAUCAACGACAAAGUCAUUUCCUUAGAAGCCAUUUUCAGCGCGGCGAAAAAAGACCUCACCGAGCUGCAUCUAGAUGAGCGCGAUGCUUAUAGUCGGUUGAAAGCUAUUCGCGCGGAGAUGAACACACUAGAGAAGAAAAUAGAGGAGGAGCAAAAACGCCUGGGCGAGUCCACUGGUGCUGCGAAGGCCGAGAAAGAAGCACAGCUCGAAGAAGCCAAGGCUAAGGAGCGAGAAAUCACUCGGAACAUAACGAAUGCGGGCGAACAGCUUCGUGAAAAACAAGGGAAAGUGCAGGACAACGAAGAGGCUCUGAAAUGUCAGCAGCGACUGAGAGAAAGUAAACGGAGCGACAUUGCUGUUGCAGAGGGGGUUGUGUCUGACCUGAAGAAACGCACUCGGUCCGCUUACGAUGGCUUCGAUGGGGAAAUAGCCAAUCUUGUCAAACUCAUCGACAAAUAUCAAGGAUUUGAAACCAAGCCUGUCGGGCCGAUUGGCGCACACGUCAAGCUCCUCAAACCAGAAUGGUCUGGUAUAUUAGAGAAGACAUUUGGUGAAUCGCUGAAUGCCUUCGUUGUGCGUAGCAAGGAGGAUCAAUCCAAGUUGUCUGAUAUCAUGCAAAGGAGCAGGAUGAAACGUCAACCACCUAUAUUCAUCGCAUUUGGGGGACAUAUCGAUACCAGUGCCCAAGAACCUGCUCCUGAGUUCAACACGAUACUCCGAGUGCUGGAGUUUGACAGGGACACAUUCCGCACUCAACUGAUUAUCAACAGCCAAAUUGAGAAAAUCAUUCUAGUCCAAAGCAGAGCAGAAGCUGAAAAAGUCAUGGUAGACCAAGGUCGGCCACCUCGCAACGUUGCGGCGUGCUUGUGUUUUCAUGACGGCAAAGACAAGCGAGGGCAAGGCAUCAGACUGACGAACCGCAAUGGAAAUAUUGGAACCGCACCAAUUGUUCCAUCCAAAUUGCGACCCAGGAUGCAGUCAGACACCGGGCGACAAUUAGCAGUUCAGCAAGAAAACCUAAAGCAAUUGGAAAUUGAACUUCAAGAGCUAAACUCAGAAGAAUGUAUUGUCCAGCAAGCGCUUCAGAGAUCUAAAGCGGAGCUAGAAUCGCAUCGCCGGCAUCAAAAAAAGCUCGAGAACGAUUUGCGCCGAGUCCGGGCUGACAUGGAGCAGAUAUCAAUGGAGAUGGAUGCAUUUGAAGGUGCAGAUGACCGCCUUGUCACUCUUCGUGCUGACUUGGAGCAAAAGCACAAGGAAGAACAGGAAUUAGGUGGUCAGUACGGCAGUAUGAAACUGGCCAAAGUUGACCUGAACAAGAAAUCAGAAGCCGCCAAGAAAGACCUGGAAGAGAUCCGCCGUGAGGCAGAAACAUUCUCGGAGCGUGUUGAGAAGGCCGAUCUGAAGAUUCGGAGCACAGAGUCCAUGAGACGAAUCGCCGUCGCGCAGAAGAAUGCCGCUUACGAGCAAGCCGACAUUGAGAAAGCAGAGCGCCGCCGCGCCGAGGAACGACGAGAUGACAAGGCAGGGGAGGUCGCUGAUUUUACACGCCAAGCUCUCGCAGUUGCCCCUGAUAGAGUACAUAUUCCCGAGGGUGAUACUUACCAAAGCAUUGAGAGGAAGUAUCAAAAGAUUGGCGACCAGCUAGCUUUGCGCGAGCAACGUCUUGGAGCAACCGAUCAACAAAUCUAUGACCGAGCAAACGAGGCCAAGAGACGCUACGAGACUGUCGUACAGGAGACGGAGAAUCUGGAUCGUAUGAUUGAUUCGUUGAAGGGUGCCCUUACCCAGAGGCUUUCCUUGUGGCGCCAGUUUCAGAGGCAGAUUAGCGCGCGUAUUCGCAUUCAGUUUAAUUAUCUCCUCAGCGAGCGAGGAUUCCGCGGUAAGAUUGAUCUCCGACACAAGGAGCGCAAGGUUGUCAUCCAGAUUGAGCCAGACGAGACGAGGAAGAACUCGGGCGGGCGAGACACAAAAACAUUGUCGGGCGGAGAAAAAUCAUUCUCAUCCAUCUGCAUGCUGCUCUCCGUGUGGGAGGCGAUAGGAUCGCCGAUUCGCUGCUUGGACGAGUUUGACGUCUUCAUGGACAAUGUCAACCGAGCAAUCAGCACCAACAUGCUGGUCGAUACUGCUCGUCGCUCCGUGUCGCGACAGUAUAUUCUCAUUACGCCUAAUGCCAUUGAGGGGCGUGCCAGGCUCGAUAAGGACGUCAAGAUCAUCAGAUUGACGGAUCCCCGACAACGUACUCUAAUUUAA
Beauveria bassiana ARSEF 2860 is the source of this 3495-nucleotide messenger RNA. Its product is annotated as RecF/RecN/SMC N terminal domain-containing protein. Gene Ontology annotation, biological process: double-strand break repair via homologous recombination. Gene Ontology annotation, molecular function: damaged DNA binding; single-stranded DNA binding. Bases 1 to 3495 code for a protein of 1164 amino acids. The record is from RefSeq and is a predicted model, not a curated record. Gene Ontology annotation, cellular component: site of double-strand break; Smc5-Smc6 complex; nucleus. NCBI's taxonomy places the organism in Eukaryota, Fungi, Ascomycota, Sordariomycetes, Hypocreales, Cordycipitaceae. The transcript is spliced from 4 exons.